Messenger RNA from Kockovaella imperatae, 1398 nucleotides. RefSeq lists its product as hypothetical. Gene Ontology annotation, molecular function: 3-dehydroquinate synthase activity. The record is from RefSeq and is a predicted model, not a curated record. The coding region runs from base 1 to 1398 and encodes 465 amino acids. Lineage: Eukaryota; Fungi; Basidiomycota; Tremellomycetes; Tremellales; Cuniculitremaceae. The transcript has 9 exons. Gene Ontology annotation, biological process: antibiotic biosynthetic process.
AUGUCAGACCUCCAAGCCACACUCACCAAGGAGCCCAAUGGCUCACUCACCGUCACCGGGUACGAAUCACUCAAGUACAACUUCCACUACACCUCGCCAGUCUUUGAUGUCGCCAACAAGAAGCUUGCAGAGAUUUACGAGAAAUGGGGAAGAGUCUUGAUCGUCAUUGACACGAUCGUUCACCCCAUCUAUCAAUCCACCAUUGAGACCUACUUCAAGCACUAUGGCAUUCCCAUCACUUGGAAGGUCGUCGCGGGAGGAGAGCUCAACAAGACCAUGGACACCAUGCUCGAGAUCGUCGAUGCCAUGGACUCGUUCGGGAUCGUCAGAACCGAGCCGACUUUGGUCAUCGGAGGUGGUCUCGUUACCGAUGUCGCAGGAUACGCUUGUGCCUCUUACCGACGAACCAGCAACUUCAUCCGAAUCCCCACGACCUUGAUCGGUCUCAUCGACGCUAGCGUCAGUAUCAAGGUCGCCGUCAACCACCGAAAAUUAAAGAACAGACUUGGCGCCUACCACGCUCCUCUCCACACCUUCCUCGACUUUUCCUUCUUGCGAACGCUUCCCGUUGGCCAGAUUCGAAACGGAUUUGCCGAGCUCAUCAAGAUCGCCUCUGUUGGCGACAAGCCCGUCUGGGAGCUGUUGGUCAAACACGGCAAGGAACUCGUUGAGACUGGUUUCGGUCACAAAGAUGGAGGUGAAAGCGUCAAGGCUCCUGGUCUCGAGGUCUGCCACCGAGGAAUCGAGACGAUGCUGCAGCUCGAAUCGCCCAACCUUCACGAGAUCGGGCUCGACAGAGUCAUCGCAUUCGGCCACACCUGGUCUCCUACCCUUGAACUGACUCCUCGAAUUCCUCUGCGACACGGACAUGCCAUCACUAUCGACAUGGCUUACUCUAUCACCCUUGCCCACUCUCGAGGAUUGAUCAACGAUGUCCAGCGAGACGAAUGGUUCCACCUCAUCUCCUCGGUCGGCCUUUCGAUGGAUCACGAAGCAUUCGACGAGCAGCUCAUCGAAGCAGCUACCGAAGCAAUCAAAAAAACCCGCGACGGCAAGCAGCGAUUCGCUGUCCCCGACGGCGAGUUUGGAAAAUGUCUAUUCCUCAACGAUGUCCCUCUCUCCGAGCUCAAAUCCAUCCUCAAAGUCCACAAAGACUUUGUCAAAUCUCGUUACGGCUCCGGAGAUGGUCUCGAAGCCUACGUCGAUGCUGGAGACCUUGGUGCCGACCCUGAAAAGUACGCUGCCAAGGGUCAACCCAAAGACACGGCAGACAGCCUCAAGAGGAACGGUAUCGAAGGCGUCAAGGUCAAGACUGCCGCUGUCGCUGCCGGAGCCGUCCCUAUCGAUGGCACUGGCCAUGUCGUCAACGGCAUGACAGCUACCAGGGUCGCCGCUUAG